AUGAUGCAUUCGCCUCGUGGCUGGCUUGCCCUGGUGGUGAUUGUGCUCGGCUGUGUUUGCGCCCGUGCCCAGCUGAUCACCCAAGGCUGUCCUAUGCACCUCCUUGAAGCUCGCGAAACCCAACACUUUUCGUGCUUCAACUGUACCAAUGACCUGAUCGCCCUCCGUUAUGUGCCCCACUAUACCGUGUGCACCCUCAAGCCGGCCUACGAAGUGGAUCCGAUUUGCAAACGCCGCGUCUUCUGGACCCGAUUCGUGUGCAUGAGCAACAACAUGUUUGAGCUCGAUUCGAGUGGCAAUAUAAGUGACGUGUAUGCGCGCGCGGGCUGCCAAGUGUCAUUCAACGCAUCCGACGCCUCAGUCAGCCUGAUCUGCGAUGGUCAAACCGUCGCAGGUGAGGAUAAGCUGUCAAUGAUGCCCUAUGGCGGAGCACCUAGCAACCUUAAGAAUCUGAUUAUUCGGCAUCAUCGCCUCGCUGACAUCGCGCUGCCAGCUACCCACGCCUUUCAGCUGUUACAAAAGCUUGAUUUGAGCCACAACCGGAUCAAUUUCAUUGGCUCGCCCGCCUUGGUGUGGCUCUUUGAACUAAAGUACCUUGACCUGAGCUAUAACGACCUCACCUCCCUGCGCCCCGCUCAGCUGCCCUUUUCCCGACGACUGCAGUAUAUGGAUUUGCGUGGAAAUCCUUUGACAACGCUGCGCACGGAUAUUCUCAUCUCGAGCAUGGCUGCCAACUGCACGGCCAUCUACCUUCCAUCUGCCUGCGGCAGCCCCUCACCAGGUCGUUGCGAUCAGCUACUGACGCCAUCGGGAUCAACUACAACCCUCGAUCCAGCUACAACUACGGCAGUUGACCUUGUCACAACUGCCGCACCCACAACCCCCGACGCACCCGUUUGUCAGUUGGAAGAUGCCGCGGUCGCUAUGACCUGCCCUGAUGCCAGUGCCCAGAUUUCAUCCUGGCAGUACUGCGACGGCCAACAGGACUGUGCCGAUGGGUGGGACGAACACGACUGCUCGCAGCGCUGGUUGACAGCACGAUCCAGUCUGCUUGAACCCUGUAGUGAUGGUGUUUUAUCCAUGACCUGGCACCGCGGUCACGCGUUAGCACGCCCGCCCAAUGCAAAUGCCAUGACCGUCUGCAUCCCUUUACUUUACACACGCUGGCUUGCCUUUGCGGCAGACACACCCGAAUGGAACGCUUCUGCAAGCGUUCACUGGGUGCAAGAGCUGUUUGACGAGCCCGACGGACUCUUCUUCGUCGUCUCCAUCGAUCGUAGCCGCAUUCGCAUCGACGGUUCCGUCCAGGGGAGCGUCAUCGUUGACACGCUCAAUUUCGUACCUGCCCCCACCAACGUGCCCACGACCACGUCCCGUCCAGCUGCCUCGUCGACGACGGCACCUGUAAUUGCUGAAGCCCGGGCUUCUCGCUCCGCCUUGCCGGUGAUUGCUGCAGCCAUCGCAGCGGCCGUGGUGUUAGUCGGCAUUAUCAUCUGGGUGGCCGUGCGUACUCGUCGCAACAGGGAUACACAAGUGCCUGAAGACUAUGAAACCGAGGCUUUGCAGCUCUUCAUCUCGUCCUACCCCCGUGCUGCUCGUGAUGUGCCGCACUUGUCGGCCGAAUGGUCCGCUUUAACAGCACGACCCGGGUUGUGGACUGCCAAUGGCACCACCCGUGUUUUAGAGCACCAACCCUUCGCUCAACACUACAUGCUUGCUGCCACCUCGCCCACCAUGCACGUGGCCUUGGCCCUCCCCCGAACGACGGCCACGGUGGAAGAGGAACAUGCCGUACUUAGCGCACUUGUGGAAGCGCGCAUCCUUUUAACCAUGAAGGAUCAUCCCAAUGUCCUGCAUCUCGUCAACGUCAUUCAUGAGCGUCAAAACAUCAUGCUCGUGUAUGAGCCAGCACGCCUGGGCGUCUUGAGCCAGGCGUUGAGCUCAACCUCUGUUUCACGUGAACAACAGCAAGCCAUUUGUGGCCAAGUGGCUUCAGCGUGUUCAUACCUCGAAAGUUUGGGCAUCGUGCAUCGAAACCUGGGAGCUCACAGUGUGUACGCCUGCCAAUCCAUCGACGAUGUGCGCCUUGCUGGCUUUGUUAUGGCCAAGGAUGUCUAUUUGACGCAAGAGUACGUCGCGACCGUAUCCAAGGGUCGCGCAAAGCUGACACCAGAUCGAUACUUUUGGAGCCCUGAAGUCUGGCGCGACAGCGUCUUUAGUUUUAAAUCCGACGUCUAUGCUUUCGGGCGAUUUUGCUGGCAAGUCUGUCAUGGCGGCCAGAUCCCAUAUGCCGAUAUGAGCCCCACAAACUUUGUGCAACAGAGUGUCAAUGGAAGUUUGCCAGAUCUACCACCCACGGAAAACGAGUUUCUUGAAGACCUGAUCAAGAGCUGCACACAGCUUGCCGUCAAAGCGCGACCAACGUUUGCCACGCUGGCAGCUGCGUUGUGGGAGGAUGAUAUCGAUGUGCUGGAGCCCGCUCUCAUGCAACGCAAUGUGCCUGAAAUCGCCGUUUCCCGGCUCAAUCAAAUGGAUGGUUUGGAGAAGGUCUACGAUGUCGAUGGCCAGCUGAUGGAAAGCAUUGCAUAUGGGCCUACGGACGCCGUCCUGCGCGAGCUAUCUUUUCGUGUCAAACUAGAUUCGGAGGGCCUCCCAGCAGUCUUGGGCACCGUCACCUUUGGCCAAAACACAAUGCUGCUGGCAGAGUAUCUGGCAGUGCCCAUGGCCAGCCAACUCAAUGCCGAAUUGGACGGCGAGAUGGCCUUCCGUUGGCUUCGUACGGUGCUGGGCACCCUCGAGUACCUGAGCUCGCGCAACAUUCACUUUAUGACGGUGCAAUUGGAGGAUUGUCGAUUGACAUCGACCAACCAGGCCAAGAUUUGCAACUGCCCUUUUCGGCCGUCUUCUGACGGUGGAGGUGAAGCCUCUGUUGCCAAGGCAGCCGGUGGUCUGAUCUUGGAUAUGUGUCAGUUCGUACCGACUAUUGACUCCCCCGAACUUCGACAGCUGGGCGAGGUGAUGAAGCGUGGGCGCCUCAAAAAGUGCAGUGAUGUCAUGUUGGCGAUCCAUGCAGCUGACCCACACCGACAGCUUGAAGUGGAUGCCGAUCGCUUGACCUUUGUGCGCCAACUAGGCGAGGGUGAAUUUGGCGUCGUGAGCCUGAUGACACUCCUUACCACGGAGGGCUCCCGACAUGUGGCUGUCAAAACGCUGCAUAACAUGACCUUUAUGGAAGACUUCAAGUCUGAGGUUGCCAUGAUGAUCAAGCUGCGGCACCCCAACCUUGUGGGUCUGCUGCACACCACAAGCUUUGGCGCACGCGAGCCGGCCAUGAUCCUCGAGUACAUGCCCGGGGGCUCUCUUGAGACCUGGCUUCAAGAGCGAGGCCGAGGCACGGGCCCAGAGGACCUGUUAUAUAUCGCCCACCAGGUGACCAAUGGCAUGGCUGAGCUGGCAAGACUGGGGAUUGUACAUCGCGACUUGGCGGCCCGAAAUGUUUUGGUUGGCCGCUGUCUCAACGUCAAGGUGGCCGACUAUGGAUUGUCGCGCACCAUGACUAUCGGGAUCGCCUCUUCGGAAAGCUACUAUCGCAUCAAGACCUCGCGGCCUCUUCCCAUUCGCUGGAUGGCACCAUCCUCAAUCUUGGAUCAGAAAGUUUCGACGCAAACGGACGUGUGGAGCUUUGGCUGCCUUUGCUAUGAGAUAUGGAGUUGCGGUCAGACCUGCUUGACUGUCAACGGCGAGCUCCGGCCCUCCUUUGCCACGCUCAGCAGACGCACACACCCCCAGGAAUGGCAAGCAUUGCUAACACGGACAGAUACACCCAAGCACCCGCUGCUAGCAUCUGUGUCGCAUCUCUUCUCUGGUCUUGAGCUUGAGGACAACGAAACAUGUUUGUAG
Molecule: messenger RNA, 3900 nt
Organism: Monosiga brevicollis MX1
Lineage: Eukaryota; Choanoflagellata; Craspedida; Salpingoecidae
Exons: 16
Coding region: 1-3900 (1299 amino acids)
Biological process (GO): cell surface receptor protein tyrosine kinase signaling pathway; positive regulation of kinase activity; multicellular organism development
Cellular component (GO): signaling receptor complex
Molecular function (GO): protein binding; ATP binding; transmembrane receptor protein tyrosine kinase activity
Source: RefSeq, a predicted model, not a curated record